Messenger RNA from Sclerotinia borealis F-4128, 1965 nucleotides. Lineage: Eukaryota; Fungi; Ascomycota; Leotiomycetes; Helotiales; Sclerotiniaceae. The record is from the annotation of a GenBank genome assembly.
AUGAUUCGUUCCAAAGCUCUCUCCGGGGUAAAUUUGGAGGUACCAGCACGAGGGCUUUGGGGUAGACAGCCUCUUAACAAGGCCACUGCAAAUGCAAAAGAAUCAAUACAAUGGGGAACUAAUAUAGUCGGCGGUGUGACACCUGGGAAAACCGGAAAGCAUUUGGGUCUACCGGUGCUACCUACUGCAAUGGAAAAACUCAAACCAGAUGCAACGGGAAUAUAUGUAGCAGCUCAUCAAGCAGCAAGUGCGAUUGAGGAAGCAAUUGAAGCAGAAGUUCCUCUGAUCGUUGCUGUCGCUGAGCACAUUCCCAUUCACGAUAUGCUAAGAAUCCAUUCGAUACUAGACACUCAAUCCAAAUGUCGAUUAGUUGGUGCAAAUUCUCCUGGCAUUAUAUCAGCAAAUGGAAAAUGUCGAAUUGGCUUUCAACCACUUUCUUGCUUCACGCCAGGUUGUAUAGGUAUCGUUGCUAAAUCAGGAACUUUGAGUUAUGAAGCCGUCGCAUCAACAACUAGGGCUGGACUUGGUCAAAGUCUUUGUAUUGGAAUGGGUGGGGAUAUCUUGGCUGGGACUAAUUUCGUUGAUGCAUUGAAGGUUUUUGAAUAUGAUGAUGAAACUGAAGGUAUCAUUAUUAUUGGUGAAAUAGGUGGCGAAGCGGAACUCGAGGCUGCAGCUUGGAUUGAGGAGUAUAAGAAGCGUUGGAUAAAUCCCAAACCUAUCGUAGCACUAGUUGCUGGUAUUUGUGCAGCUCCUGGUAAGGUUAUGGGUCAUGCUGGAGCUUUCACUUUGUUAGGAGAACCUGAUGCAUUGAUAAAAAUCAAGACUUUCGAGAUUGUAGGAGUUACCAUGGUCAACCAUCCAGCCAAAUUUGGCGAUGCUAUGAAGGGUUUGUUACGAAACUCUGGACGAUUAGGCAGUGGCCUGGCCACAAAUAGUGCUUCCCAGAAACGAGGUAUACACACGCUAAGGGUACGACCAACAUCAAGAGCUUCAACUGUAGAUAUAACACAAAAAAGAACCGUGUACAUCAAAGAGGAAGACGCACUUAAACUGCUCGACGAAAGGAAAAUUCGCCAUAUUGAAACUAUUUCAAAAGAAGAAUCAUUUCACAAAACACUUACUAUUGGCAUUGAUCGAAGUAAUCGCUGUCCGUGUGUUAUAAUACAGAGUCCGGUUGGAAAAUCGCGGUCCCCUGCUAAAGCCAAAAAGUUUCCCUUCCCAUACAAUUCAGGUCCCCGCUUUUAUACACUCAAGAAAUGUGUUCAGAAUCUCAUGAUGUGGCAUCAAGCCAAAAGUUGCAAACAAGUCAUCUCCAGUCUAUUUGAGCUUUUCAAAGAGAAAGAAGCCUUCAUUCUCGAAACCACCAUAAUCACAAACAACAGUCACGAUGUCAAAUCCCAACCAGUCAUAUCAAACGCCAAUUUCGGUUUCGACGACGCCGCCUUCAAAAGCGCACACCGUCAAUCCGACAUCCAUUCUCUCCCUCGUGCAGAUAUUCAAGACGCAGCCGAAGUCGAAGCCGCGAAACACGGUAUAGUAUAUAUCAAGUUUGCCGGCAAUGGCAAUAUUGGGACGCUAGUCAAUGGCGCGGGAUUAGCCAUGAAUACCGUAGAUGCGCUGGCGGAAGCCGGAGGUACAGCGGCAAAUUUUCUGGAUACGGGAGGAAAGGCGACGGCAGAGACGGUGAAGAGGGGGUUUGAGGCGAUCUUGGGGGAUGAGAGGGUCAAGGUGAUUUUUGUAAAUAUUUUCGGGGGGUUGACGUUGGGGGAUAUGAUUGCUGAGGGGGUUUUGUUGGCUUAUAAGGAGUUGGGGGUGACGGUUCCAGUGGUGGUUCGGAUUCGAGGGACGAAUGAGAAGGAGGGACAGAGGAUUAUUGCGGAAAGUGGAUUACCACUAUACUCAUAUGAUGAUUUCGACGAGGCGGCGGCAAAGGUAAUUGAGUUGGCUAAUUCAAGUGGAGAGUAA